AUGCUCAGAAACAUUGCAGUUAGCACGAUUGUAGUCAUCCUUAUUCCGCUUGUCACCGGUAAGAUUGAUAAAUUUAAUAUUUUAAUUAUAACAAAUUUCGUCCUUUUAUAUUAACUGUAAUAUAAAUCUACUUAAUUUUAAGUCUAACCAAUGUUAAUAUAAUUGUGCAAUGUAGAAAGUAAUGAAUUUAAUGAAAAACUACAAUCCCAUGCCUAGGAUGAAUAACAGGAAUUUCUGUUUGUCACCUGAUCGCAAUCUAGUUUUGCUCAUCAAAUUAUUUAGCUCAUAACAUUGGUUAAGAUGUCCCUAUGUAAUUUGUGCUUCACGGCCUUUACCACUAGGCUGUAAUAUAGAGCUAAGUCUGAAAACUUCUUGUAACAAAUGUAAUACUGCAGUCUUAAAAUUGAUCAUUACGACAGAUAUUACUAUUAGGACCAAUAACGGAAUAUUUUAUUUUCGCUAGUGUUUCGAGCUCAGCAUAUAGAUGAUAACCCCAAAUUAUUUAUCUGAUUCUCUCAUGCGUGCAUCCGUGUAUAAAGUCACUGUAAGAUGUCUGAUGUAAAGCAUGUAAUUUUUACUUGCAGACUUAUACAGUCUGUAAUAUGAAUUGACUUCAGUCUAAAUCUAGACACUUCAUUUAAUAAACGCGAAAUUCCUUUGCCCUGGUUUUGGUAUUUGGAUGAUUUAUCUAGAUCGAGAUCAAGCUAACAGGAAUGCUGUAUCGCUCAUGCAUGUUUCCUUGUGCAUCAUGCACUGAAAUAUAUAUAGAUCAACUUAAGUCUUAACUCUUCGGUCUAAGUUUCAGCAAUAUUAUUCAUCACCUGAAGUUUGUUCGUUCUCGGCAAUUAGGUCUAAUAUCAGUCGUGUUUCCGCUUGUUAUACUGUAAUCUGUAUAUACACUAAUUUUUAAAGUAAAUUCAUGCAAAUCGCUUGUUAUACUGUAAUCUGUAUAUACACUAAUUUUUAAAGUAAAUUCAUGCAAAGGGUUUUACGUUCAUGUACUUAAAAUCCGGAGGUGACUCAUGCAUAUCAUUUGACAAACUUAUGCAGUCUUUUAGGUAUAGUUCUGGCGGUUCCCUUGGCGGUUCCUAUAGCCAUAGUACUAUACUAUAGCAUCAAUAACGACUAUAACGGAAAAUGUCUUUGCGCUGGCUUUGGUAUUUGAAUACUGUAGCUUCACUGGAUCAUUGGAUUGGAUCCAAUGAUUUGGCUGAUUCGCUUAUAUAUACUGUAUGUCUCGUUAUUAAGAGGUAGGAAAUGCUAAUAUAGCUAGCUACAUCUUUUGCUGCCUUAUCGUAAAUUAAGACAAUACAUGUAUAGCUUUGGCUUUAUUGACUGUUCUGUUCUCACGUUCAUAUAAACAAUCAUUAAUUGUAGCUUUGAAGUUGUGCUCGACUCGAGUCACUGCAGAGUAAAUUCCUGAGCGCCGCUUUCAUGACAGCUAAAGACAUCAUAAACUAGUUUCGUAUUACAACGAAAGUAUCCAAAGAAAAAUUCAGCGUUGACUCAAGCGCGAUUCGAACUGUUUGGGUUAGUAUAUAGACCGCCGCUCUGCCCAUUGAGGGCUAUUGAGUCAACUAGGGGCUAUAUCGAGUAUCGCGUCGGCGAUAGCCCUCAAUUCAUAAAAUAUGUUCGUAAUAUAAGUCGUUACGAAAUAUGUUCGGCCACUUUGUUACUUUAAUAGCCUGCGUAGCUGCAUGGCGGUUUUAAGGGUUGAAUUACCUAAUAUUCGCUGCCCGCGCCUCAACCCCAACCCCUUAAAACCGUCAGCUACGCAGGCUAAGCAACAAAGCAAGCAUAUAUAUAUAUAUAUAUAUAUAUAUAUAUAUAUAUAUAUAUAUAUAUAUAUAUAUAUAUAUAUAUAUAUAUAUAUAUAUAUAUAUAUAUAUAUAUAUAUAUAUAUAUAUGCACCAGUAUUGGUAGCUCUGUUUGAAUAAAGUUUGUUUCUCAAUACAUGCACCCUUUCAAAAAUUUCGUCAUUUGGCCUGGGAGCCUCGCUCUCAUGAAUCAUGAGCCAAUCAAUCACCUUGCGUAAUUUACUAAUGAAAGUGAUGCUCCAAGAACAAAAAGUAUGUGUGAAGUAUAAACUAUCGAAAGGGUAUAUUAAAUGAACACAGUUAUCGAAAAUUUGGAGCGCUGCAAUUAACUUUCAAUUAAUAAAGGAAAUAAUCACAAAAACAAAACGCUAUAUAAAAUAUGCAAAGCUUUUAGUUUAAGUGCUUUACAAUACCUCUUGACCAUUUUCGUGCUCUGUACGUACGGAUAAGCAUGUUCUAACCUUACAUACGAUUUUAUAUGAGUCUUAUAGCUAUAGACAAGGAAAUAAAUACGGCCGUUUCUACCUAACUGAUUCUAGAUCUGCUGUAUACAAAAAGCAUCUUAUCAAUUUCUGCAUUUCUAUAGAUACAAAAUAAUAAAAGAUAGUUGACGGUAUCUUGUAUUGACCGGAUGUAAUUUGAGAAAUUUUUCAAGAGCCGGAUUCAGACUCUCGAUUUUAAUCCAUUUGCGCGCACGUCCUCACAACUGCACUGUUAAAAGAACAAUUAGUGCUAUUUUGUGAUUUAUAAUCUUGAGAGUAAAUUUCUUUUCAAUUGAAGGAAAAAUUAUAGCUAUAAUUAUACACACAGGGUGUAUAAAAAAAUCGAGACCUUUAGAAAUCAAGCUAUCAUUGUUGUUAAACACAAGAUGUUACUGCUUCUGAGAAUUUAAUUAAAAUAGCUUCUAAUCCUAUGAAGAAGGAUUUUUUUUAAACACCCUGUAGAUAGCUAAUCCCUGUCAGCAUGGACAAUCUGUCCAGGAGUUGUUUGCGAUUACUACAAUCGUUGACAAACAUUUGGGCGGUAAGACAUCUGGCACCCACUUAACCCCUGCGCCCCCUUAACAAUAUUGUUUUAUAAUUACGGUAUUGUAUCAUAAAUAUAGACAGUGUAAUACGUUCUCGAUGAAACUGUCAUACUGAAACAUGAUGUCAAACGGCAACAUUGCUUAGGGGAGGGGAUAUAUUUGGCUAUUCGUGAAUCUUCAUUUGGAAUCAUUGAAUUCAAUUAUUCAAGUUGCCCGAACUUUGACAUAGAGUUUGAGCAAGAAACGAAGCACGAAGACGAAGGCGUACUUGACAAUUUUUGCCGUCUGCACAUUAUCCUGCGCAUACUGAGUUGGACGUCACUGAUUGUUGCUCAACGUGUCUUCCCAUGUGUCACUGUUUAUGAAUACUGACCAUAAUUCUUGCCCUGACCCAGAAAAGAAAACAGCGUCUUUGUCCUUCUAACGAAGUUCACAACGAAUUUUGUCAAAAUAUUCGUUGUGAACUAAGGAAGAAGAACGAAGACGGGAUAUGGAUUCAUGUCUCUCUGUUUUGUCCUGAAUAGGGUAAGGAUUUGGGUCAGCAUUCAUAAACAGCUACACAUGAAUCUCUAAUCUGUCUUCACCCCUGACCCUCAACUCAGAAUGCGUCAACCCGAUGUCGUCGUCGUCGUCCGUUCUCUUGCUCAAACUCUCUAAUGUUUUUCAAGUUGCUCGAACAUGUUUUGUCAAUGAUUGUAAUUUGUAGGUAAGAGUGGGGAGAAUUUAAUUAAUAAUGACAAUGUGAUUAUACAGUAGCUAUGUCAAAUUUAGACACGGACUGUAAAUUAUACAGUGUAUAUAGGGUGUAUUUUAAACGUAUACAGUAAUAACAUUUCUGGCUCUGCAGUUCAUGAUGGAUUUAUAUGUAUAGUCAACGUAUGUACGUUUUCCUGUUCUAGUUAAGGUUACAGAACACCUUUGAGUGUUAAUUUUGCCUAAAAUUUUUUUAUUGGUUUCCAUGAAAGCAUUAGACUAGUUCUACUAUCUGACCAAGUUUGGACGAAAAAUGUUGAAAACUCGCAGUUAUUUAAUAAAAUACAUUUCGCUUGCAAUAAGAAAAACAUUGAAAAUGUAAUAUUCAAAUUUAAUUUUCUCCCGAAGAAUUUUACGGCAAUUACUGAUUUUUAAACGAGUUGUGCUCCUGCGGGUUUUAACGAAUUUUUCUCAAAUUUCCACAGGACAUAGCUAAAGACGUCAGUUUCAAAAUUGUGUUCGGCUUUGUUCUAAUUUUGGAUAUUUUAAUAAUAAGGAGCAAUUCACACAAACGAUUCAGAAAUAUAUUGCAGUCGUCAAAGAAAUCGCCAUAUCAGCGGAAUGACGAAAUAAACAAAAAUUUCCGAACACAAUUUUCUAGAACAACUAUUUUACUGUAUAAAAAUGAUAUUUUUAUAAAUAUAUCUUAAAACCAGCAGGAACAUAACUCAAAAGCGUAAAGGUGCCGCGACUUAAGAUUUUCCUGAAUAAUUCUUACAUUAUUUUAUUGUUUGUGAAUUUUACAACUUUAUCAUAUUUUGCAUGCACUGGCUAACAUUUGGUGAAAAUUUGAUGAAAAUCGGACUGAUUUUGAGCGCGCAGUAGCGAUUUUGCGCAAAACGCCAAAAAGGGUGUCCUGUAACCUAAAGUUUAAUCUGUAUUCUGUAUUCUGUACCGUAAUGAUAUAGCCUAUAUGUGUAGAGUUCAAAAUGUCCCGCAUGUUCGUUGCUCGGUUGUUACGGUUGGUAUAUGGCUUUUGUUCGUGAAAGCGGCUAGUUGUAUAUGGAUUUGUUAAUUUUGUUUGAAGUUCUUUGAUUGGCGUCGGCUGACAAUUAACCUCGUUUUUCCAUUUUUGUUUUUAAUUUUCGGCGAAAGCAUUUACAAGAUUUAGUGUGUUUUUCCCCUUCCCAACGCCAGAGGAAGCAACGUUUACUGCACACAUAUGCGGUAAAUGUUUCUUAGUAUGAACUCCAAAAUGACAAUGAAUUUCACUUUGAUAAACUGAAAAUCUGAAACUUGAUACUAAUUGACAAAACGCGGUAUGGUGCGAUGAAAAUAAAAUUAAUGCGAAUUGAAAUUGUCUGAGAUAUGUCACUCAUAGUGUUACACAGCGGACAGAACCACACAUAUCCAUACAUUCUUCUAGUAGAAUAUAUUAAUUAUAUUCGAAAUAUGCCCAUUUGCUUGCAACCCUAUAAUCAUUCUUGGCCGACUUUGUUACCUCUUGGCUAAUAAUUUUGAAAUAAUUGAGAAUUGUUACUUUUGUUUCUACACAGGUCAGAACAGUUCAAUCACUGCAAGCAAUGUACAAGCCCGACAAAAUAACAGCUCCAGUGUCAGUGCUUUCCAUGAAAUCACUGGAACAAUAUCCAAAACAUCUACGGCAUUAUCAAGUGGGAAGACAUCCUCUUCUCAGUCCGUGAUGAGUACAACCAACCCUCCAAACAAAACCAAUUUUAAAUAUAGCACGUCAGCAUUACUUCAACCCACGUCAUCUAAGCUUCCAUCAACAUCUUCUUCCACAGUAAGGAAUAUACGUGCCGCAUUUUCAUCUUACUCGCACACUCCUACCAAAAGUUCAGAAAUGUUUAUAUCCUCUACUUCCGUG
Molecule: messenger RNA, 5425 nt
Organism: Paramuricea clavata
Lineage: Eukaryota; Metazoa; Cnidaria; Anthozoa; Malacalcyonacea; Plexauridae
Source: the annotation of a GenBank genome assembly